Messenger RNA from Seriola dumerili (greater amberjack), 3411 nucleotides. RefSeq names its product potassium voltage-gated channel subfamily H member 6-like. Bases 1 to 3411 code for a protein of 1136 amino acids. Gene Ontology annotation, biological process: regulation of heart rate by cardiac conduction; membrane repolarization during action potential; regulation of ventricular cardiac muscle cell membrane repolarization. The transcript has 21 exons. Gene Ontology annotation, cellular component: membrane. NCBI's taxonomy places the organism in Eukaryota, Metazoa, Chordata, Actinopteri, Carangiformes, Carangidae. Gene Ontology annotation, molecular function: inward rectifier potassium channel activity. The record is from RefSeq and is a predicted model, not a curated record.
AUGCCGGUGAGACGGGGCCAUGUGGCGCCGCAGAACACCUUCCUGGACACAAUUAUCCGCAAGUUCGACGGACAAAAUCGAAAGUUUAUCAUCGCCAACGCGCAGGUGGAGAACUGUGCCAUUAUUUUCUGUAAUGACGCCUUCUGUGGGAUGUGUGGUUAUACCCGGGCUGAGGUGAUGCAGAAACCCUGCACCUGUAGCUUCCUGUACGGACCUCACACCCGGAGACCAGCGGUGGCCCAGAUGGCGAAAGCUCUGCUGGGAGUGGAGGAGAGAAAGGUGGAGAUUUCCCUCUACACUAAAGACGGAGUGUGUUUCAACUGUGAGAUAGACGUGGUUCCAGUGAAGAAUGAGGACGGCCUGGUCAUCAUGUUUAUCCUCAACUUUGAGCUUCCCACUGACCCCAGACCAGCCGACAGCUCUCCAGACAGAGAGCUCAGCAGAGUGCUGCGUAUCCCCUGGAUCAACAUGGCUUGGCCACAGCGUCUGCGCCUCCUCCUCCGCUCCCUCUGCCCCAGUUCAGGUCUGUCGUCACAGGACACAGAGCUGGGUUCUCCUCGUGCCGACCUCCUUCCCUUCGGACGGGAGUCCGUGGCCCUGGACAAACUGCUCAGCUUUGAUGGCAGCUGUGUGAGUUUGAAACACUCCUCCUCGGUGGAUGAUAUCAAGAGCGGGCAGAGUUACUGGGACAAGAGGCUGCAGUUGAGACACAGCUGCACUGCAGGUAUAGUAACCAUUAGAAAGACCAGCGGGCCGGCUGGGAUGUCAGACACUGAUUUGCGUUGCCGAUCCAACAGCCAGACUGACGCCUUCAUGGCGUUACCUCCUGGUGAAAUCAGACCUCCUUGUAAACUGAUCGACAGAACGCACCACGUCACUGAGAAGGUCACGCAGGUUCUGUCUCUGGGUGCCGAUGUGUUGCCGGAGUAUAAGCUGCAGACUCCCAGGAUCCAGAAGUGGACCAUCCUCCACUACAGUCCGUUCAAGGCUGUGUGGGACUGGGUCAUUCUCCUCUUAGUCAUUUAUACAGCGAUUUUCACCCCGUACUCUGCCACAUUUCUACUGAGCGACCAGCAGGAGGCAGCCAUGCAGACCUGCGGUUACUCCUGCUCUCCCCUCAACGUGGUGGAUCUUAUAGUGGACAUCAUGUUCAUUGUUGACAUCAUCAUCAACUUCAGGACCACAUACGUUAACUCCAACGACGAGGUGGUGAGCCAGUCUUCACGGAUCGCAGUCCACUACUUCAAAGGCUGGUUCCUCAUCGACAUGGUGGCGGCCAUUCCCUUCGACCUCCUCAUCUACCGCUCAGGAGAGGAGGUGGUUAGGGGAGGAGGAGAGGGAGAGACCACCACGCUGAUUGGUUUACUGAAGACAGCUCGGUUACUGCGAUUGGUUCGUGUAGCCAGGAAGUUGGACCGUUACUCGGAGUAUGGCGCUGCCGUCCUCUUCCUCCUCAUGUGCUCCUUCGCCCUCAUCGCCCACUGGCUGGCCUGCAUCUGGUACGCCAUAGGUAAUGUGGACCGGUCAGCCUCGGCGGGGAUCGGCUGGUUGGACACUCUGGGCGAUCAGCUGGGGAAGCCGUACAACGACUCCAUCACGGAGUCUGGUCCCUCCAUCAGAGAUAAAUAUGUCACAGCUCUGUACUUCACCUUCAGCAGUCUGACCAGCGUCGGCUUCGGAAAUGUCUCGCCGAACACCAACUCUGAGAAGAUCUUCUCCAUCUGUGUCAUGCUCAUCGGCGCUUUGAUGUACGCCAGUAUUUUCGGUAACGUGUCGGCCAUCAUCCAGCGGCUUUACUCUGGUACAGCGCGCUACCACGCCCAGAUGAUGAAAGUCCGAGAGUUCAUCCGCUUCCACCAGAUCCCCAACCCUCUGAAGCAGCGGCUGGAGGAAUACUUCCAACACGCGUGGUCAUACACGAAUGGGAUAGACAUGAACGCUGUUUUAAAAGGUUUCCCAGAGUGUCUCCAGGCAGAUAUCUGUCUCCACCUCAACAGGUCGCUGCUGCAGAACUGUAAGGCUUUCAAAGGAUCCACUAAGGGCUGUCUGAGAGCCCUAGCCAUGAAGUUUAAGACCACCCACGCUCCUCCUGGCGACACCCUCGUCCAUGCCGGAGACCUGAUAUCGGACCUGUACUUCAUCUCCAGAGGAUCCAUAGAGAUCCUCAGAGGAGACAUGGUGGUAGCCAUACUGGGUAAGAACGAUAUCUUCGGGGAACCGAUCAAUCUGUACGUGCUGCCAGGAAAAUCCAGGGCUGAUGUCAGAGCUCUGACCUACUGUGACCUGCACAAGAUAAACAGAGAGGAUAUGCUGGAGGUUCUGGACAUGUAUCCUGAAUUCUAUGAAUCUUUCUGGUCCAACUUGGAGAUCACCUUCAGUCUCAGAGAUGAGAAUAAUGAAGCUGAGGAUCUUCUGAGUGGAGACGGCUCUGAUUGUGACGGGUUGAGCCGACCUCAGACGAAACACAAACUCUCUUCCACUCACACAGGUGACACCAUCUCCACAAAGAGACAGAACGCUGCCCGCAGACGCAGAAGAAGACACAGUAACUGGGAGCAACGUGACCGAGGCCACAGCAAAGACGAUCAUAAACAUACACUUGAGGAAGAAGAGGAGGAUUCAGAGGUGACCAGCUCUGCUCAGACGUCCGUACUUCAUGCUGCUGCCACAAACACCACCAGCAGAGAGAGGAGCUGGAACCCUGUAACAGGCAGGUGUAACGAUGCAUUCAAGGCACAGAAGAUAAAUGAGAUGGCGCCACCUGGUGUCUGCGUCUCACAAUGUACCUGUGUAUGUAUGUGUGUGUGUCCAGGAGCGUCCAACAUCUUUACACUCUGGGGCUCAGAGAGUCGAGAGGGACACAUGUACCAGGAGGUGCCCUGCCCCCACAGCCUCCCCUCACCACCUCCUCAGCCUCCAUCUCUCCAGCUCCCUCACCUGCCCUCCUCCAGCCCUCCUCCUCCUCCUCCUACCACCACCAUCAUCUCUCGGAGGCAGGAGGUGGAGUUAGAGAACAGGCUGGAGGCACUGCAGCAACAGAUCAUCAGGUUGGAGUGUUGUAUGUCAGCACACAUCGGGACCAUCAUGCAGCUGCUGCAGAGGCAGAUGCCAGUAAUCCCGCCUUCCUACAGCACCCUGACAUCAACACCUAACACACCCUCCUCCCCCGCUCUCUCACCCGCUAUUGCCUCCCCAUCUGGCACCACCCCCACCCCAACGACUGUUUUCCCCACAGACACAGACAAGUUACCGACCACCGACCCGCAGCAACGGCAGCCAAGUGAAAACCAAGAUCAAGUCCCUCAACAACCUCCAGAAUCUAAUUCCCUCAGUUAUAAUUCCUCAGUCCUCCAUCUCACUGCCUCACCCCCCCUCAUCCAUGCAUCACCCCUUCACACGUCUUCAUAUUAG